Rhopilema esculentum is the source of this 7229-nucleotide messenger RNA. NCBI's taxonomy places the organism in Eukaryota, Metazoa, Cnidaria, Scyphozoa, Rhizostomeae, Rhizostomatidae. The record is from RefSeq and is a predicted model, not a curated record.
GAAAUAUGUACGGAGCACGUUCCGAGAAGGAGAUCCUUUACGGAAAAAUCCUCAGCUUCGAGCUACUGCCGACGCCGCUAUGAUACCAAAACUACAGGAAAUUUGAGUUUAUGAUGAUAUACAGUCCAAGAGAUCUUCGCAAUUUCGAUUAAUACGAAUCUGAAUAGGAAAUUGACGAUAAUGCCCAAGCGCUUACUUUCGCGAAGGCCUAACGAGUCAAAUGCCGCCCAGGGAACAGAGUGUGAAGUAUUCGUCAUCGAUGAGCGACCUAUUGAGAAAAAGCUGUUGAAGUUCACUUUCCAAAAUGAGCAAGAUAUUAGUCUCAAGGAUGUUGUGGAGAUGAUCUGUGAAAAACUUAAAAUAUUGCCUGUUCAUAGUGCAUUGUUUGGAAUAUCCUAUGAUCAAUUUGGUGGCAAACACUAUUUGCCCUAUUCUACAAAAGUUGACAAAGAUUUUUUUUCAAAGAAGAAGCCUGUGUAUUUCAGACUGCAGUUCAAAAUUGUGGAUUGUGGAACAUUUAAAAAUGACCCUAAUGCGUUCAAUUAUUACAUUUUACAGUGUCGGCAUGAUUUUGUUCAUGGUCAGUUCAAGGAGAACCUUUUUCAGAUGCCAAGUGAACCAAGGAAACAGGAAAUGUUGUUGAGAAUGCUGAUUCUUGAAAUGCUUCUUGUGUCAAAAGAUGAAAACAUGGCAAGGAAGGAUAGCACAAGUCAUUUACAUCAAAUAUUUAAACGACGACACCCUUUCAGCAUUGAAGAUGUACUUACAAAAUAUAUUGAUGACAGAAGUAAAAACAGGAGCGAGGAAGUAAAAAAGUGUAAAAAGAUUAUUGAAAAAAGCUUGCAGAUGUUCAAUAGUGUUGAAAAGCCUGAAAUGGAUUUUGUUCGGGAAGUUAGUUUUCUUCCUGAAUAUUCUCGAGAGGUCUUUGAAAAUCUUGUCAAGGUAUAUGGCGUUAAAGAAGCUACAGUUCUUGAUAACGUUUGGAUAUCAGUCCAUCCUGCUGAAGGCAUUUCCAGAAUAAGAUCAAUGGAUGGUCGAUUUCAGAGGGUUGAGGAAAAGACCCCCUUUAGCAAAAUCUCACAUUUAGUGAUUAAGGAAAACACCACGAACCCCCAUGCUCCAAAGUAUCAGCUUUUUGUGGGUAAAAAGGAGAAUCAGCAACCAGAGGUUUUUUCAACCGAUUCCUUGGAGGAUCUCCAGUGCAUAUGUUCCUGGGUCGAUGGAUACUAUAGACUGCUAGUCGACCAGUAUACCUGCCUCUUAGAGGAUCGGGAAAUAUCCACCAAAGUGCAUGGACCGAUAGACCGAAAUUCUGCUGUCCAGCUACUGGAAUCUAUAAAAUGCAACGAAGGAGAUUACAUAGUUCGCCAACAUCGUAAUCAGUCUAAGUCCUUUGUUAUAACGGUGCGCAGGCAAGACACAUUCGAGCAUAAUGAAUUUUCCAAGAAUAACGACAUGCCAAUUGAGGAAUUUUUAAAAACACUGCGCCUGCAACCUGGCUAUCUUAAAAGGCUGAUCAAGCCGUCUAUGACAGGCCCUGUCCCUUUUAUGAGCGAACUUUUGAAGACAAUGCCUACCUUGAAAAAAGCUGUUUCUGCUCAAAAAGUAGAAGUCCAAAUGCUACACUUAAAGUCAGUUAUCAAGCAAAAUGAAUUACCCAAGGGACGUUUUGGGACAGUCUGGCAUUGUAAGCAACGCAAAGAUGCAGGCUUGACGUUGGCAGCAAUUCGGUUUUUUCAAGACGAUGAAAUAACGCAACAGACUUUCGAAAAAAUCUGCAGAUUAUACAUGCAAAUUUCAAGUCGGGUUAUUGUGAGAAUUACAGGACGCUCCGAGCUUACUGACAACCCAAGAUUUCUGGCCUUUGAGUACAUGAAUGGGGGACCGUUAAGCAAGUACCUUGCAGAAAACAGGAACACCAUUCGCUACAGGAACCUAUUGAAAUACUUUAGUGACAUUGCAGAGGGAAUGAUGUAUCUUGAAGUGGACCUGAACCUCAUGCAUGGAAACUUAAGCUGUCACAACGUUCUCAUGCUUGAAAAUGGUGAUGUCAAAAUAUCGGAUUGUUGCUUUGAUGUGAUAUUGCAACAGGAAGGCGCUUUAAAUUUAGAUAACAUUGAUUCAAGUUGUAACUGGAGAGCACCCGAGGUACUUAAUGGUGAACCAAUAACGCACCACUCCGAUGCUUGGUCUUUUGGUAUGACUUUGUGGCAAAUGAUGGCAUUAUCUAUUCCCUUUGGACCUUAUACCAAAAACGAGCUUUUGGAAAUUUUGAAUAAAGGUAUUCGUCCGCCGCUUGAAAGUUUGCCAUAUUGCCAUGCGGAAAUAAAAGAAAUUUUGAUGUCUUCCUGGAGUCUCAACCCUGCGGAGCGCAAUAAUUUCAAACGUAUUUGCGAUCGUCUUGAGCGGUACAGAAGAGGCGGGGGAGCCCUUUCAGCCGAUAAGGAUUCACCAGUUCCAACCUUCUUGAUGAAUCGUCACUACUAUAACUGGCGACAGGAGGAGGCAGCGGAAAAGAAAAUGGAGGAACAAAGGAGAGAGCAUGUGAAUAGGCAAAUUAAAAAUGCCUUUGCUUUUAGCUCGGGAUCUUCUGAAUCUGUUAAUACUGGCAGCUCAAGUUCUGGAAGCGGUAGCUUUGUUUUGAGUCGUUCAGGAGGCAGUAGCUGCGAGGUAGGAUCAGUUUCGUCACGUGACUCGGAGGAAGCUGUCAGGCUACUCAAUACAAGGCAGCAAAGUCUCGAAAGCCAAGUUUCUGUCUCUACUGCUGGUGAGAAGGAUGUCGAGAUGCAAAGCCUUUCAAAUGUAGACUUAGAGAGUCCUGCUUCGUCUUCUAGUAUAGAGGCGGGCAAUGAUGGUUUGCGUCAAGGCAACCUUCGCCGAAGCAAGAAAAGACUCAUAAAAGAUGGCGAGGAUACAAUGCAAAUGGAAGUUAAUGACUUGGACGAGCCCAGUCUAUUGUCCAAGAGCAAGUCACGAAGAUUAUCUUCUGGUUCAUCGGGUAAGGAUGAAAAGGCAGGUAGCAAUGAAGAAUGCGAUUCAGGAUUAUCAGAAACUUGCUCAAAAGAAAGGGAAAUCAGUAUAGCAAUGAAACCAAGCCAUGAAUCAGAUAUGAUCGAAUCUGCCCCAGCCGUGAAGAAAUCGGACCAGGCGGAUCAAACUGUUUUGGAAAUCGCCAAUGUUCUAGCAUCUAUGGCCCAGAACCGUGAAGCUGACAAAAAAAAGGUGACAUCCGAUGAUUACAUUACUAUGCGGGAUGCUCAGGGCCCGUUAAAUUCAAUAUUUCCCGCAAGCACUAAACAGCAAGGUAUUCAUUUCUUUCAAAAUUGGCAAGAUUCUUCUGUUGAGCAGCCAGGGGGGAACUUUGUUAAACGAGAACAACUGGAAUCUGGGUAUGAUAGUGGCUCCUCGUAUACUGCCACGAAUAUUGGCAAAAUUACUCAUGGUGCAAAAAGUGUUUCGAAAAGACAGCAAAAAAAUGGUAUUCCAAACCAAGGCUUUUCUCAAGACUCGCAAAUGAUUAUAAUAGAGCCAGAUAUUACUGAAAGAAAGAAAAGAUCUAAUUCAUUGUCACAAGAGAUCACUAACAUGCAAAAGAAAGCCGCAAGGCGUGCUUUAGACAGACCAAAUCCUUUCAAUUUAGGUGCAACAAUUCCCAAAAACUUUUUAUUGCCCUCUAAAGAUCCUAUUCAAGUUCGCACUCAAACCCAGCAGCCUAGAGAAAUGUCAAAAUUUUUUAAUGAAAUUCCUCAGACGUUCUCAACAGUUAUGCAAGAUAACCAUGCUGUACAGCAACCACAGCAGCUCGAAGAAUCGUUUUACAAAACGGAUACAGAUAUAAGAAAUUUAGAAGAAAAACUUGGUGGUUUGAAAGCCUCGAGCCCAGCGUCUGCAAACUGCUCUCUGAUGGAUGAUUCUAAUUCAAAGCUCCAUCCUGCUCAAUCUCUUGCUUACGUUGUUUCUCCAAACCAACCCCUCAUCAAUCAAGCCACUACAGAUCAAUCGGCAAUUCAGGCAACCAUCAACGCCUAUUUGGCAAAUUUAGGCCAAUCCCUCGUUGCCGGAAACUCGGUUCUUCUGCCGCAGAUCACUCUAAACACGCCCACAGGCCAAUCGGCUGCUAAUUCCGCCCAAAUUCUCCAGCUUUUGCAGGCGCAACAAAAAGCUGGACAAACUAAUCAGACAAGUACGCAAGAGGAGCUUAUUCAAAAUAAAACUUCCAUUGAUCCUUCAGUGCAUUUUUCAACUGCAAAUUGCUUGCAAACUCUGUUAGCAAUUGUAGCUUCCAAAGGAAUCAUUAGCUCCGCAACAGCUACUCAUCAGCAGCAGAAAAUCGCCCCAACUUCAUCAAUGAUACAGCAGCCCCAACAGACGACUCGAAUAAUUGCUGCAACUACGGCCCAACUGAUGUCUCCAGCCAUCCAUCCCCUUGCUGUCAAAGGACAAGAUCAAAUGAAAAAGGUGAUAGAUAUCAAGCCAAAGCCAGCAGCCACAUCAUCUGAUGCAGUCAAAAGUGACUCUGACGUCAUCAUGGUCCCGGUUUCAGUCAAAGGUUCUGUUGACCAGACCAAUAAACUCUCAACUGCAAACUCGAUCGGUAUACUGCACCCGUUUGAUAACAGCAGAUCACUGCCAGUCAGCCAGAGACCUUUGUCAGUUGUAGCAAUGCAACAUACACGGCCCACUCUGACGGACGCCAAAUUGCCAAUGACAAGGCCUCUGCUUGUAAAAGCAAAUGCUGGCGCCCAGUCAGUUCGUACGCAACACUUGAUAUUACCGAAAAACCUUCCAGAAAAAUUAGGAAAGAUUGAGCAAGCAAAAGAGGUUAAGCUUGCCCCAAAACCAGUUACUUUGGCACCGAGAAUUAUUAAAGCUGAGCCUGUUUCUCCCCAGGAAAUAAGACCAAAGCCUGUUUUUAUGCAAGGAUAUAAAACAAUGGGGACGAUAGCAAGUCAAAGCAACAGAAGUGCUUCUACUGAACAACGGCCUUUGUCAAUGGAUAUAGUUCGUAGUUUGUCAGACAAAGUGGUCCUGGUGCAAAAUAGAAAGAAGUCAGUGGACAAAGCCAAUGGUGAAGAGCAGCAAAGAAAGUUGAUAGCACAGCUUGGUGAUUUAAAGGUAUUCCGGAAAGAGGACCUGACAUUUCAAAGAAAGUUAGGGGAGGGACAAUUUGGUGAAGUUUGGCAAGCAAUGCUAAGAUAUCAAAGUACAAAUCGCGGAGAAGUAAAAGAGGGCCCGGUUGCUGUCAAGAAAUUGAAAACGGAUAAAGACAGACGUUUGCAAGUGAUCGAAGAGUUCAGGAAUGAAGUAAAGCAAAUGGCAUCCCUGGAACAUGAAUUUAUUGUCAGGCUAAUAGGUGUCUCAAUAGAUCCUACAGAUGAAAUCAAUGACCCAUGGAUUAUCACAGAGUGGAUGCCUCAAGGAAACUUGGAGCAUUUCAUCGUAACUCAACGCCAAACACUGGUGGAGAGUAUACUGCUUAAUUUUGCUGUCCAAAUAGCGGAAGGGAUGGAGUUUCUUCAAUCACGUCGUAUUGUACACCGAGACUUGGCAACACGAAACGUUUUGGUUGAAAGCAGGGAUCGCGUAAAAGUAUGCGACUUUGGGCUGAGUCGAAUGUUUGGUGAAAAAGAUUAUUAUCGAGCAAGCCAACACCGUGGCCUUAUUCCUAUAAGAUGGUAUGCACCAGAAAGUAUUUCAGAGCAGAAAUUUACCGCUGAAAGUGACGUUUGGAGUUUUGGCGUCACUCUUUGGGAGAUGUUUGAGCUUUUGGGUUCUGAUGGCAAACAUGCAGCACCAUAUACACAUAUAGAUCAUCGACAAAUUUUAGAUUUCCUGGAAAAGGGUGGCAGACUGAAUAAGCCACGGUUAUGUAGAGGGGAUCUAUGGAACCUUGUUCUCGGUUGCUGGGCGUAUAAUCCAGAUGAACGAUAUUCGUUUUAUAGACUGUCUUAUGAAAUACGCAACCUGAUACCAACAUAUUCGUCAGAAAAAAUGCGACGCUGAUUGCAUGUACCGGAACGAAUCUUGUACAACCAAGGAAUAUGUAUCCUUGAACGUUUUGAGGCUGAACUGGCAAUGACGAGGUUUGAUGUCUCCAUCUUAGAAUUCUUGCAACAUAAAAGAGGCAGCUAAAGAAGUUAACUGAAGAUGAAGGAGACAUUACUACUUUAUGUAGCGAAUUUGUUUAAGAUUUAACGUAGCCAUCUAUGCUUCGCGUAACAACAUUUUUAUUUGGCUUAAUGUAAACAUACAAUGAUGGCUACUAUAGACUGUGGAAAAUGAACAGAGUCCAGAAAAGUGUUUAUCCUUCCUAAAGCCAAAGCUUUAAAACCUUCCUUAAAAACAACUUACGGUCGUGAUGCAGUAACUGAAUUUCGUUUUAAGUCCUUUUUACAUUAUUGAGACUGGCUGCCAUCUCCUUUUCUUGACUCUGCAAUAGGGGUUGAUUGUGUAGUUUUUGUUGUUUCGUCUAUAAUAUAGUAUCUAGAUGGUGGUUUGUGAAGUUUUUUUCGUCGGUGAUAUUUUUAAAUAGGGUAUAGCUUUCCUCAUGACUUCCAGUUGAUCUAUAGAGGCUUGGAAUGAAUGGUUUGGACGAACCAUCUAGCAGACAGUUUUUUGCACCCCAUAGCCGUCCCAUGUCUUUAAGUUGUAUUUGUUUUAGCUUAUCGAUUUUUGUUCAAUUGCCUAUCUUAUUCAAAGAAAAAGUUAAGUUUCCACAGUCCGUGAAAUGGCUGUUACAAAGGCGGUGACAGUUUGCGAGGAAAGUAAAGCCAACCCUCCAUUGCUGUUUGGAGGGAGACAGAGGUCUCUUAAAGAAAAAAACGUUUGAAAAUUUCUCAUAGCUCUCUUGUUACUUGCCAGAUAACCAAACUGCAAUUAAGGGAAAGGGAGAUACUAGAGCGGUCAACGGCAGUUCAUAUUCACAUCCCAGAUAUUUGUAACCGCUAAAGGAGCCAUUUUUAUUGCGAAAAUAGAGAAAACUUUAUUCACAUUUUUCGCUUGGUGGUUAGCUAGCCAGUUCCUUUAUUUUUCAGUAAACAUAAAUCUCAAGAAAGGCAUGUCUGCGUGUUGAGAGGAGGGAAUCUUUUUUUCAACUGGAAAUCAUCUUUCGUUGUUAGUUAUUCCGUAUUUUUCUUAUUGUUAUAACUUUUGUACCUGAAAAACGAAAACACCGUAGCUUUGAUUUAAGGUUGAAUGUGCGUAUAGAACUAACGAAAAAGAGAAUGUAA